Messenger RNA from Colletotrichum acutatum, 942 nucleotides. RefSeq lists its product as uncharacterized. The transcript has a single exon. The record is from RefSeq and is a predicted model, not a curated record. Lineage: Eukaryota; Fungi; Ascomycota; Sordariomycetes; Glomerellales; Glomerellaceae. Bases 1 to 942 code for a protein of 313 amino acids.
AUGCCUUCUAUCGGAGCUACUCUUUCCUCUGCCCCAAGGGCUCAGGGGAACACCACAACCACUCUCCGUCGCAUGCCGCUUAGCAAUGUCCCUGUUUUCAACGAAGACAGCGCCAUUCGUGAGCAGCAGCCUUUCAGUAGCGACGACUUCACUAUCUUCUGUGAUGACGAAGACAGCUUCACUUCUGCGGAGCAAGGACCAUCCAGUAGUGGAGACUUCACCAUCUUCUGUGAUGACGAAGACAACGCUGUUUCUGAGGAGCAACCACCUUUCAGCAACGAUGACUUCACCAUUUUCUGCGAUGAGUCUGAAGAGAAAUUCCGUCCAGCCAACGGGGACAUCAAUAUUGGCUUUGAAGACGGAUCGAGGUACACGAUCCCAGAACUGCAAGGUACCGUCGGCGUCCUCCAGGAGCGACACCCCAACAUCAUGGGCAGAGCAAUCGACCACAACAGACACUACGGUCGAUUGCCCGCCACCAUGACCAAAGAGCAUGCGUCUGGCAACAGGGAAGUCUCUGCAUCCCUUCAUUAUCUCCAUCCAAACCCCGAACAGGGUGCCCCAGGCCGACACCUCACUCCCGAGCAAGUCGAACGCUCGGCUCGCAUGCUCUCAUUGGACAACGCCAUCGACCAACUUCACGAUCCGCUCGUCUACGAAGACCGACAGGUUCUUCGACGCAUCGUGAGGCUGCUGGACAUCCGCCGCCAAGAGCUCUUGAGGUACCGCAUUAGCGUCGACGAGAGUUCGCCGGAGGUUGAGCUGCCUGAGACCGUUGACGACAUUGAGGACCUUGCGAUGCAAGCCAGUGUCAGUUUCAAUUACCCGUUUGUUCUCCGCGCUAUUGAAGCCAUAGAUACUCUUGCUCAGAGUGUCUGGUUCUGCAAUGAUGAAGAACAGGAGUCGAACAAGGAGAACAUUCCUCCUGAGCUCAUGAAUUAA